UUUUAGCUACAGACUAAACAAGAAAUAAUUUAUAAAUACACUUCUAUAACAAAAUUUGUGUUAGUUAAUGUUGGACCAGUAGUGAGGGAGGUAGCUUCCCUGGACGCUGUCUUACUCUGGGGGACAAUACUACCAAUAUUAACCCAACACGAUGUUAUUCUACUCAUUUUUCAAGUCCCUAAUUGGGAAGGAUGUCGUGGUUGAGCUGAAAAAUGAUUUGAGUAUUUGUGGUACACUUCACUCGGUUGAUCAGUACUUGAACAUCAAGCUUACAGAUAUAAAUGUCACUGAUACAGAGAAAUAUCCUCAUAUGUUAUCUGUAAAAAACUGCUUUAUUCGUGGUUCUGUGGUUCGGUAUGUGCAGUUGCCGGUAGAUGAAGUAGACACUCAGCUACUCCAGGAUGCAGCCAGAAGAGAGGCACAACAGCAGCGACAGUAGUUUACAGAUUAAGUGCAUUUCAUUUUAAUGCAGUUUAAAGGUGCAUCGGCACCUUGAUGCAGAUAAAUUAGGUUCUUUUCAAUUCUGUUAGAGAUUUAUUUUUUUUAUAUACAUGACCUGUAAAUUCUGAAAAUAUUGUGGUUUGUCUCCAGAAGGGAGAGUAAAAUUACUCCAAUAUUAAUUUAUUGGUUUUGUUUCAUCACACUCGGUGCAAAUUUUUUUUUUUAUGACUUUCUUGCAAAUUAAGUAAGUGUUGACACAGUAUACUGUACUGUGUCUUUCCAAUAACCACGUGAGUGAUUAACUUCAGAUUUUGUGUUAGUGACUUAAUUCAGUGAUUGUAUCCAUAUGAUAAUGUUGUGCGAUGUACCAAAACCUAGUCUAGUUUUUCAGUUCUGUUUUGUGGGAUUGUGGCCAUUGAUUUAUGUUAUAUUACUAUUCACCCUCUGAUUAGCAUUCAGCAUUUAUUUAAAUCAUAACUGAUGCUUAAAGAUGAGUGAGAGAUCAUUUAUUAUAGUGCAGUAAAAUAUGGUAUAGUAUUAUUAGUCAAGACAUGUUGUUUCAGUUGAAGGUAUGGUGUUAAGAUAUUUCUUAACCCAAAAUUAACUGUUUCAAGUGUUACAUAUAAUUUCUGUAAAUGCCAGUGAAUAAUAUUAGAUGUCAGUGAAUAACACUGAGUUAUAAUAAAAUAGUUAAUACUUUUGUAGCACAGUAUUUAAUAAUAAAUUUUUAUAGCCUCAGUAGGGUACACUUUUAUAAUGUACAGAUAAAAUUUCCAAUACAGAUUAAAAAAAUGAUAAA
Cherax quadricarinatus is the source of this 1240-nucleotide messenger RNA. RefSeq names its product U6 snRNA-associated Sm-like protein LSm2. Gene Ontology annotation, molecular function: RNA binding. Gene Ontology annotation, cellular component: catalytic step 2 spliceosome; U4/U6 x U5 tri-snRNP complex; precatalytic spliceosome. Lineage: Eukaryota; Metazoa; Arthropoda; Malacostraca; Decapoda; Parastacidae. Gene Ontology annotation, biological process: mRNA splicing, via spliceosome. The record is from RefSeq and is a predicted model, not a curated record.